Messenger RNA from Clunio marinus, 444 nucleotides. NCBI's taxonomy places the organism in Eukaryota, Metazoa, Arthropoda, Insecta, Diptera, Chironomidae. The record is from the annotation of a GenBank genome assembly.
AUGUGCCUUCAUGAUGAAAGAAAAUUAAAAAAUCAACAUUUUGAAAUGUUCAAACAGCUACAACCGCGUUCUACUGCCUCUGAGCGUAUCUCAACCGUGCUAAACUUCUCCCAAGAGCUCCGUUUCACUAGAGCCCUUCAAACGUUCAUCAAAAUCAUUUGUAAAGCAGCUUAUCAUGAAAUGUUUUCAUCAUUAUCUUCAUCAGCAUUGUAUUCUAAACAAAUAAAUAAAAUAUGGUGUGAGGGAAUGAUGAAGGAAAACAUUAAUUUAAACCUUCAAAUAUUCAGUAUCAAAGUAAUGUUCGAAGCAAGUCAUUUGAGGUUUGUUGUUUGUGACAUUUUCAGAAUGAAAUUUGAUAAGAAUCUUAUACAUGCUAAAUAUAGCUUUCCUAUAUACACAGCAAGACGAGAAGUUUUAAGCAGAAUUUCAAACAUAACACAAUAG